Megachile rotundata (alfalfa leafcutting bee) is the source of this 2366-nucleotide messenger RNA. Its product is annotated as intraflagellar transport protein 74 homolog. The record is from RefSeq and is a predicted model, not a curated record. Gene Ontology annotation, biological process: intraciliary transport involved in cilium assembly; cilium assembly. Gene Ontology annotation, cellular component: cilium; intraciliary transport particle B. Lineage: Eukaryota; Metazoa; Arthropoda; Insecta; Hymenoptera; Megachilidae. Gene Ontology annotation, molecular function: beta-tubulin binding.
AAACUAAGAAAAUUUAGAAAUCUUCCUUUUCUUUUCUCUCCCUUUUUUCCAUUUUCUUGAUUAAAACACAUGUGCAUUUAUUACUACUUAGAUGCGAUUUGUGUAUAAGUAAUUAUUUGACAAGACGCGUACACGUAUUCGAAUAAAUGAAUUCCUCAAUUCAAAAUUAACGUCAUUAAAUUCUAUUCAAUAAGUAUUUUCAAAAAAAAAAAAUUGCGACAGAAGAAAAGGUUUCUCAGCAGAAUAGUUUACUUUUCUCUGCCAUUAACUAUUCGCUUUCUAUGAAUCAUACCAGAGAGAGAACAUAUCUAACCAUAUACAUAUUUCUGUCCUUUAGGAUUGUUACCAAUUAUCUUUGCAAAACACUCAGUCCACUAUAAAUAUAAAUAUGCUAUAGAUAAAGUUGUUUCUAUGGUAACCAAUUUCAAAACAAUAGGAUACCAAAUUUUUUAAAUACGUUACAUUAGUAAAGUUAUUUAAUUGUGUAAUCGUUUAUAUCAUUUAUAAUUAACAGUAUUUGUUGAAACAAAAAAGUAUUUUAGGUAAAGUGUUCAUAAUGCAAAGGCCACAAACGGGAAGUAACUAUCCAGCAACUUCUGGUCAAAAUGUACUUACAAGACCAUUGUCCGUUUCAAUUUUACAUAACCAAAUGUCAACAGCUAAUUCACGGUCAAAUACAAUUAGUACAAAUAGUUCAGGGCAUUUAAAUGUAGGAUUUCCCACAAUUGGUUAUAUGAAUAUAAAUGUUAUGGAAAGACCAAUUACACAACAUGGGGUUGCAGCUAUUAGGCCUGGAACUGGUAGGGGAAUGCCAAUAACAAGGCAAAUUCAGGAUAAGAGAUACUAUAUUGGACUUGUGCAAUUAAAAAUAAGGGAAUUAAAUCAAGAAAUUGCUGUUAUUAUGAAAGAUAUUGAAGAUCAAAAUAGAGAAAGGGCUACUUAUAUACAUUAUGACAAAAGGGCCAAAGACUUAGCAACUGAAUUAACAAUUUUGCAAGGGCAGCUAGCAGAUUAUAAUAUUGUUGUGGAUAAGAUGACUUCUGACAUUGGAAAAGAAAUCAUUGAACAAGAAACUGAGGAGCUUGCAACAAAAAACGAACAUAAUCUAUUAAAAAUUGAAAAUAUGUAUGAAGAAAGAAAGCAAUUAGAGAACAAGUUAAGUAAAAUAGAAGAACAAUUAGAAAAUGAGAAAAGAAAAACUGAACGACUUGUGGAAAGUAUGAAUGAUAGUACAAGAGAAAAAUAUGAAGAAUUAUUAAAAGAAAAAGCAAGCUUACAAGAAAAAACAACUAAGAUGCAACAAGAGUUAGAUAAAUCAUAUAAAGAACAACUUUAUUUGGAAGAAGAAAUAGCAUUAUCUCCUUUAAAACAGGAAGCAGUUAAAUUACAUCUCAAAAUUAUUGAAACAGAAGAGAAAAGGAAUAAGUUGCAGGAGAAAGUAAAACAUAGAAUUUCACCAGAUGAAGAAAGAGAAAAACUAUUACAAAAAAUAAAACAAGAAAAUAUGGACAUAGCAGCAGCAGAAGCACAAUUAACUGAAAAAAAGAAACAAAUACAAGAAGCUGAACAAAAACUCGAACAAUUGGAAACUGAUAUAGAAGAUACUCAAUCUGAAAAACAAAUAAAGUAUAAAGAACUUCGUAAACGAGAAGAAAUUAUAGAACAAUUUAUGAUUACUUUUGAACAAAAUAAACAGGAUGAAACAAUUAAAUUGCAUAAAUUAGAAGAAACAAUUGUUGAAUAUUUAGGAAAUAUUUCAAAUAUGAUAAACGUUAAUAUUAAUUUCAGAGGAAGCGACGAGAUAGCUAUCUUAAAUAAUUUACCUCCUUUUAAUGAACAUGAGUAUAUUAAUAACGGACAAAGCUUUGAAAAUUUAUCAAAAGAUAAUUUGAGAUUGCAACAAAUUUUAAGUGAAAUGGAGAUGUUAGAAACAAAACUUAAAACAGAAUCUGAUGAUCUUAAUGAAAAAAUGAAACAAGAGGAAAAGAAAUUAAUAACAUUAGAGGAUUUAGAUAGCUUAAAAACUAAGUUGGCAAUAAAACAAGGGCAACUAACAAAAGAAUGCGAACAGUUAAAGCAGCAGCAGGCAAUGCAUGAACAAGAACUUAAAACAAUUCAAUUUGAGUAUAAUGAAAUAAAACAACGAUUAAAAAGCAAUGAUGAAUACAAUCAAAUUAAUAUACUACAAAAUACAGUGGAAAACUUAAUAGAAGAACAUAAAAAAAUUGAAAAUUUUAUACAAAACCAAAGACAACGUAGCAAUUAUGGUCCAGUGAAAACAGAUGUUUUGAAUUCAAUGAAUAGCUAUAAUACUUUGUUAAAGCAAAACUUAAAACUUAUUUAUUAGAUAAGAUUUUUCUGUAUGA